Peronospora belbahrii is the source of this 825-nucleotide messenger RNA. The record is from the annotation of a GenBank genome assembly. NCBI's taxonomy places the organism in Eukaryota, Oomycota, Peronosporomycetes, Peronosporales, Peronosporaceae.
AUGCUGCAUAUGAUAUGCUCGGACAAGCUGCGCCGCCAUCUGCAAUCGAUCUUUUUGGGCAAAUUGCACAUUUGUCGUCUCAGCAGCGUCGAUCGAAGCCCGACCCAUUUGGCAGCCCUACAGGAUUUAUGUGGUCGAACUUCUUCGCCUGGACAGCAAAGUCAGGAAAACGUCUACAACAACUUGUUUGGCAACUCAGAAAAAGAUGCAACAGCAAAAGUUCAUGCUGGCCUUGCGUAUCUGUUCGCAGAUUGCUGUUCAGUUUUUGGACGCUACGGAGAAAGUAGUCGUACUGUCCCGAGGGAGCGCAUCCAUCUGCAAAUGAGUGACCUAACGGCUGCAAAGAAGCUGUUCGGUGGUGCCCGCUAUCACACUAACCAAUUGAAAAUUGGCAUUAGCAAUGACACUGUAGUACCGGCCGAGGUCAACACACAAGUCUCGACAUUGUCUAACUCUGAUGCUGAGCUAUUUCUUGAUGAGGAUAUUGUGUGCUCGGCUGUCAACAACUAUGCAAUUUGUUCACUUUACUGCUGUGAUGUAAAGGCAGCUAUUGCUGCGCUGGAGCGAAUGGUUCGGUCAAACCCGCAACGCUUUCUCAACGGCGUGGUCGUGUUCAAUCUUAGCUCACUUUACGACCUUCAAUUUGACAACGCCACGAGCAAGAGCCGUAAAGAAAUGAGCACGAUUGCCAAUCUGUCGACCCGGCAGCUUAUCGCAUUCAAUAGAAACGUGCGAUGCAAGUGUUGUUUAUACUUUUCGCUUCUUAGUUGCUCUUUGCCACCAUUACCUUCAUCGUUAGCGUCGUCGUCAUCGAAGUGGACAUGA